This is a messenger RNA of Sphaeramia orbicularis (orbiculate cardinalfish), 4118 nucleotides long. RefSeq names its product cytohesin 2 (gene cyth2). The record is from RefSeq and is a predicted model, not a curated record. Gene Ontology annotation, molecular function: guanyl-nucleotide exchange factor activity. Lineage: Eukaryota; Metazoa; Chordata; Actinopteri; Kurtiformes; Apogonidae. Gene Ontology annotation, biological process: regulation of ARF protein signal transduction. The transcript is spliced from 12 exons. The coding region runs from base 132 to 1382 and encodes 416 amino acids.
GUCAGACUCACUUCCUGUGUCGCCACCUUCUUUGUCUCCGGCCCAGUAUUUCGACAUAACGGGUUGCCUGUUUUUUUUCCUGUAAUUUUGAGGAUAUAUUUACACAUAUAUCCUUAAUUUUCUGAUAUUGAAUGACAGUCGAAUCUGAAAUAUUUAUGCCUAAAAGUAAAGCGCCUAAAAUGGAUGACCUGGACUACAUCCCAGUGGACCUGAGCCCAGAGGAGCGCUCAGAGCUGGAGGACAUCCGCAGGAGGAAGGGCGUCCUGCUGCAAGAGAUCCAGAGGCUCAGAGAGGAAUUAAGAGAGGCUAUUUUAGAGGUGGAGGGACUGGAGACCAGCACAGAGGGCAGUAAAACUCUACAGAAAAGUCGACAUGUGGCAAUGGGAAGAAAGAAGUUCAACAUGGACCCUAAAAAGGGCAUUGUGUUUUUAGUGGAAAAUGAGCUGCUCAGACACACACCAGAGGACAUUGCUCAGUUUCUCUACAAAGGAGAAGGCCUCAACAAGACUGCUAUUGGAGAUUACCUUGGAGAAAGGGAUGAUUUCAACAUCAAAGUUCUUCAGGCUUUCGUUGACCUCCAUGAGUUCACUGAUCUCAACCUCGUGCAGGCCCUCAGACAGUUCCUGUGGAGUUUCCGUUUGCCUGGUGAAGCUCAAAAGAUUGACAGAAUGAUGGAGGCCUUUGCUCAGAGAUACUGCCACUGCAACCCUGGCGUCUUCCAAAGCACCGACACAUGUUACGUGCUGUCAUUUGCUAUCAUUAUGCUGAACACCAGCCUUCAUAACCCGAAUGUGAGGGACAAACCUGGAGUGGACCGCUUCAUUUCCAUGAACCGAGGCAUCAAUGAGGGGGGAGACCUGCCAGAAGACCUGCUCAGAAAUCUGUAUGAAAGCAUUAAAAAUGAGCCCUUUAAAAUCCCAGAGGAUGAUGGCAAUGAUCUGACGCACACCUUCUUCAACCCCGACAGAGAGGGGUGGCUGCUCAAACUUGGGGGACGGGUGAAAACUUGGAAAAGGCGAUGGUUCAUUCUCACAGACAACUGCCUUUAUUACUUUGAAUACACCACAGACAAGGAACCACGGGGAAUCAUUCCCUUAGAAAACCUCAGCAUCCGCGAAGUAGAAGAUCCAAGGAAACCGAACUGCUUUGAGCUGUACAUUCCCAACAAUCGUGGUCAGCUCAUUAAGGCGUGUAAGACGGAGGCUGAUGGGCGAGUAGUGGAAGGCAACCACAUGGUGUAUCGUAUCUCCGCCCCCACACCUGAGGAGAAGGAUGAAUGGAUCCACAGCAUCAAAUCUGCUGUCAGCGUGGAUCCCUUCUACGAAAUGCUAGCAGCCAGGAAAAAACGUAUAUCAUUGAAGAAGAAGGAGGAACAACCGUAAAAGAUUCCCUCAUUCAUUCUUUCCCUGUCUUCCUUUUUUCUUCUCGCCUCUCCUUCCAACAUGGGAUGUGUAUUUGUCCCUACCUCUUGCAGCCUUUCUUAAGUUUCAUUUCCCCUCUUUACCUGUCCCUUAGCAUUUCCUCUUCCUGACACGAGGACUCCUUGCUAUCCUGUCCAGCAGAUCUCUGCAGGCCACAUUCAGAGUGUUGAACUUGUCUGCUAUGGCCGCCUCUGAUAUCUCUCACUUCUGCUGUUAUGAAUAGCCUGACACACUACAACCAGAGCACACAUCUGUCCCAUCUUUCACCACAUGCCUCUUUUGUUCAGCAUUUAGGUGACCCACGAAAUGUGUCUUAACGUCAUAUUCACACUAAUGUGGAUAAUUUCAAAACAUAGUUUUCCUCCUUUGGCUUUUGAUCCACUCAUAGCUUCCCUCAGUGUCUAGUCUUGCAAUAAGAAAAUUGUCUCAUUUACAAUGCUGCAAGGCUUUUGUGCAUCUUAAUCCAUUUCUAAGCAUCUUGGCUUGCUAUUGCACUUUCAUCUCUGCUCUGUUAAAUCCAUAAAACGCUUAAACAGAAGGAAGUUGCUGGCUGGAACAGCUCGUGCAUGCCUAAUGGAAAAAGACAACAUUGUAAUUUUAUGUUCUUUGAGGCUUUCACAAUGAUUAGAGUAAGAUUAGAAAAUGCUAGUGUGGACCAAAAGCCUCCCAAAUGCAUAUCUUUGAGAUUUAUCUCCAUUAGUGUGAAAAUGGUCAGGGUAGCAAGCAGCCUCAGUUGUCUUUUUACACAAUUAAUGCUGCCUAAAAUGAAGUAAUUGCCUUUCUUAAUUUUGCAGACCAUAGAUAAAAUGUGAAUUAAAGUACUAAUGAAUUAGUUUUUUUUAGUUAGUGUUGGUCAGAGACAGCUGACGAAUGAGUCAAAGACAAAAACGAACAAAGUGGCAAAUAACUUUAGAUGACUGAGAUGUACCUGUUGCUUCCUUUAGUCCUCUUAAUGGCUUUAAAUACACAUUACUACUGUCAACACGUAGAUACUGUGAGGAAAAUGUCACUGUUCAUCACUGAUUUCACUUAUAUCACCAAGUUACUGUUGCUCUUACACUACGGCAAAACAUUCUACUCAAGCAAAGACAAAGAUAAACCUUUCAUUCGUAUAGCUGAAAGUUGAGGUGUAAGUGGCAAUGUUUGUGUGUUUUUAAACAUGUUUGAGAAACAUCAGUGUAGAAGACCACCUCUGAAGGCUUGUUAAAGGUUUUUUUUAACACUAAACUGAGCAAUGACCGUCUUGUCUUCUCAGACGUAAUGUUGGCAUGACAACGUGAACACCGAAAUCCAUCUUUCUCUUCAAUAACCGUCAGAGCCGAACUGUCCACAUAGUGAGUUCAAGAAAUCACAAAGGCAGCUCAUUACAAUGUAUACUUUUUGUAAAUAGAUGUUAGCAUAUUUGUUUAUGAUACACAUAGAAAUGAUUUAAUUUAUUCUUUAUCUUUUGUUACGUCUGAUUUUUGUACGAGCUACUGUAGGACUGCAUGUUGAUAAACUGAGGCAUCAGUCGCUAGUGCACUGAUUUGAGAAGUGUUAGUGUUCCCUGUUGACUUGAGGAUUUUACAGUUAAUUUGAAAGUGGAUGCAAAUUUAGUUCUGCUAAUAGAUUAUUAUUACUUCAAAUAUUGGAGAGAUAUUUUGUAGUAUGAUUUCCCCCUAAAUGCCCUCAUGAUUGACUAAAUCAGACCCCGAAAAGCACAAACGGAGUUAAACUUAUGUCCAGUCUGUGCUUCCUCAGCCCAAAAGGUGUGAGGAAGCUGUUCACAACUUGAAAUGAUAUAUCCUCAUCAUACCACAGAACAUAAGCUGAAUGAUUUCAAUGUUUUAAAAAUGAAGAAACCACAAACAAGGAACACUAAUAAACCUUACUAUUACCAGAUAUAAUGAAUCAGUAAACAUUUUAGAUUUGUGUCCAGUGAUAGAUUUCCAGACAUCCAGCUCAUCAAACUCCUGCAGUUUGUUGAACCGGCAUUUUUAGAAGGUAGGAAAAAAUAGCAGCGCUACAAUAAUUGUCUACUGCACUUUAUCAAUUAUGGCAUUUUUGGAGAAAUGCUGUUACUUUGACUGACAAUACUCUGCUCUGUAGCACCCUCUGUUGGUGAUCACACACACUGCAAUAUACUGAAGUAUGAAUCAUGAACUGUGUAGAAAUAUAACGCCAUUGCCUGGUCAGUUCCAGCUGCAGCAGCAGCUGUUGGGUGUUCUGACCAACAUGUACUGUAUUUGUUGAACUUAAAGAUCGUGUUGCAUGAAGCUGAAUGGGGUCUUUUCUCUGUGAUCGAAACACAUAGACCUUGUUUUAAAGACACACCAAGCGAUUGAUCUUUCAAUUAUGGACCUAAGAUUUUGCCUUUUCUUCUCCCACUUCUUUAAACUGACACAGGCCAAAGUUAAUAUUUCUGCUGGCCUUCAAUUUCUGGGUGUUUGUGAUGUGCGAAGUUGCCAAAAAACUGUCGGUACAACAAGUGUUUCCAUUUAACGCAAGUAUGAACACUGAAAUGAUCUGAAUCUGGGCCUCUGUUUCUGAUUGUCUGACCCCAGGACCACCUCUAUCAGAAAUGUGUUUAUUUUGUAUUUAUUUAUUUUUACUUACUGUGAGGUGAAGAUGGAUAGAUCAUCUGUAAAUGUAGCAAAAGGAAAACCAUGAUACAUUGGUGCCAGUAAACUACUGUGUAACAAUAAAGGGUAAACAGAU